Ectocarpus sp. CCAP 1310/34 is the source of this 2242-nucleotide messenger RNA. The record is from the annotation of a GenBank genome assembly. Lineage: Eukaryota; Phaeophyceae; Ectocarpales; Ectocarpaceae.
CAAGCACGAACACACGAACACGGUGCAGCACUCAAUGGUCAAGGACGUGGUGCCUAGAGGAAGCCGCGGGUUUCUGAAGGACGAAGCCUUGCCGGCGAGGAUAGAGCACGGGGACCGUUCUAGAGCGGGUAUAUUUUUCAAGGAAGACACCAUGCCAGCGAGGAUGAAUCAAGAGGAAGAUGGGAGAGGGGGCGCACAGGGCGGAGGAAAACACGGGUUCGUCAAGCAAGAAGCGCUGCCGGCGAAGAUCAAGCAAGAGAAAGAUGUGAUUGGGGGCGGGCAAUGUGGAGGAAAACAUACGUUUGUCAAGCAAGAGGGCAUGCCCGCGAGCACCAAGGAUGAGCGUCGAAACGGCUGUGGGGGCUCCAGGGCAGUCAACGGAUUCAUCAAGCAAGAAGAUUUGCCGGCGAAGGUUAAACAAGAGAAAGGUGUGAGGCCGGAUGAGCAGGGCGGAGGAAAACACUGGUUCAUCAAGCAAGAAGCUUUGUCGGCCAAGAUCAAGCAAGAGAAAGAUGGGAGCGCGGGUGGACAGGGCGGAGGAAAACACGGAUCCAUGAAGCAAGAAACUUUGCCAGCGAAGAUCAAGCAAGAGAAAGAUGGGAGCGCGGGUGGACAGGGUGGAGGAAAACACGGAUCUAUCAAGCAAGAAGGUUUGCCAGCGAAGAUCAAAGAAGAGCAAGACGGGAGCGCGGGUGGACAGGGUGGAGGAAAACACGGAUCUAUCAGGCAAGAAGGUUUGCCAGCGAAGAUCAAGCAAGAGAAAGAUGGGAGCGUGGGUGGACAGGGUGGAGGAAAACACGGAUCCAUUAAGCAAGAGAAAUAUGGGAUGGUGGGUGGGCCAGGUGGAGGAAAACACGGGCUGGUUAAGGAAGAAGCGAUGCCGGCGAAGAUCAAGCAAGCGAAAGGUGUCCGAGGGGGUGGGGGGCGAACCACGGACGGGCUCAAGUCUGUCAAGCAAGAGACCGUACAGGCGAAGGGACACAAGAGGCCUCAUCCGAGAGAAGAGGGCGCCUGGGGCCACAAGAAGAAGAAAAAUAACAACCUCUCCGCAAAAACAAAAGCCGCACAACGAGCGCAGGCUUCUGCCGGCAAUGGCCAGCCCCAACAACACAACGUACCAUUCUGGAAGCUCGACAAGGAAACUCAUGCCCAACGACAACGGAGGCUGUACCUGUGGCGGAGGGCGGGUGGCCAAGUGGUCGAAGACGAGGCUAGAAUCGCCAACGUUCGACGCAAGGAGCAGGCCGGGAUGAAGGUCUCAGCCAAGGAGAGGAGCAAGGCCGAAACGUCAAUGAGGAGGAUGAUACGGGCGGGGAUCUACACCGGCUGGGACGACACAACCCCCAACGUGAAAAAGCUACUUAAGGCGCGGGAGGGCCUCCCCGAGGGCACUCCAGGCGCUCUGAAAUCGAAGGCGCAACUAAAUCGAGCGCUGUUGUGGGCGAAGAACACGGAACCUCGUGCUCCCGUCUAAGACGGAACGAAUAGGGCGGGGGGUGAAAGGGGUUGGGGCGCAAGAGGGAGGGUGUACGUGCGGACGAAAUGGCGGGCCAGUGCAAUUUGAUUGUGGGAGUCGAAACCACAUGCAUGCUUGCUUCCGUUGAGAGACGCAUUUACCUCGGCGGGGUUCUCUGAGGAGUUGAUUUUAGUUGAAUGGAGUCUUGACACGUACACUUUCGGGAAUUCAAAGCAUGAAUGUCACUCCUUCGCAUGUAUGUGCUCGCACACUGAGGAAAAGGAUGCCGUUGGCGGCGUUCCAUGAGAAGUGAUGUAUAGCGGCGGACUAUUUCGUAAGGGUCUGUGAUCAAUCGAAUUGGGUUACGAGAGAGUGUACCUCCAUUGCCAUGCAAAAUUUGGUUUUACCCCCGCCGACUGCCAGUAUUUUUGUUGAGCACGGGAGCAAGUACUUGAGAAGUACACGAAAAUAACAUACAUGUCCAUUCGAAAAUCGUUGAACUCCAUCUCCUCUUUUCGUAGCGUCGGCCACUGCCGGUAACUUACCCCGGCGUGGCCAUCGUAAUAGCCCUCGUCGUUCUUAGAGGGACGUUUUCCAUUGCUAUUAUAGCUCUGGUGCUGUGCCUUCGUGAAGCAGGAGUUUAACCCGGACCUCGGCUUGGUCCCGCUCCUUUGGUCGCCACCACGGCGCGCCCGCGAAACAAUCAUCGUCAGGAGAGCUACCAUCAUUCGUCGAUUUGUUCUCCGUUCGUUUUUGCUGGGUUCCUGUCACAAGGCUGGUUACUCG